Molecule: messenger RNA, 588 nt
Organism: Sander lucioperca (pikeperch)
Lineage: Eukaryota; Metazoa; Chordata; Actinopteri; Perciformes; Percidae
Product: sulfotransferase 6B1-like
Exons: 4
Coding region: 1-498 (165 amino acids)
Biological process (GO): sulfation
Cellular component (GO): cytoplasm
Molecular function (GO): sulfotransferase activity
Source: RefSeq, a predicted model, not a curated record
AUGCUGGUGAUCUUCAGGAACCCUAAAGACACUCUGGUCUCCUUCUAUCAUUUCUAUAACAAAAUGCCAGUCCACCCAUCUGUGCAGUGGGAUGCCUUCUACUCCAACUUCCUGAGUGGAGACGUUGCCUUCGGGUCAUACUUUGAUCAUGCUUUGGCCUGGGAGAAGAGGAUGGACGACCCCAACGUCAUGAUCGUCACCUAUGAAGAGCUCAAACAGGACCUGAGCGAGGGCGUGCGUCAGAUCUCCACCUUCUUCGGCUUCAGCCUGACGGAGGCUCAGGUGCAGCAGAUCGCAGAGGGGAGCACCUUCUCCGCCAUGAAGGAGAACUACACCAACAUGGUCACGGGAAACAUUGUCUUCAGAAAAGGUGAGGUCGGGGACUGGAAAAACCACUUCACACCAGAACAGAGCCGAGAGAUGGACGACGCCUUCAACAAACACCUGGCAGGAACCAGGCUGGGUGACAAACUCAACUACCAGCUGUACUGUCAGUAGUAGUUCCCCUCUGUAAGAUCCUUUGUCUCUGUCAUAGACCCAGCAGUAAAUGAACACAGGAACACAGGUUUAAAGAUAAAAAAGUUGGGU